Messenger RNA from Marchantia polymorpha subsp. ruderalis, 1049 nucleotides. Lineage: Eukaryota; Viridiplantae; Streptophyta; Marchantiopsida; Marchantiales; Marchantiaceae. The record is from the annotation of a GenBank genome assembly.
GGUAACCUCGUAUAACAGUAAGGAGAGAGAGAGAGAGAGAGAGAGAGAGUUGGAGGAAUUUUUAUGGCCUCGGAGGAUAUCGCUGAACGGGCAUUGGGAAAGAAGCCGAGGAUAAUGGCAGAAGAAAGUCCGUUACAGUCAAAAUUUCAGGAGAUUGGCCGGGCACUCGAUCUCAUGAAUGAAAAGCGGGAGAGGCUUGUGAAGGCCAGCCGUGAUAUUACCAUACAUAGCAAGAAGGUCAUAUUUGCCGUCCACAGGGUUUCAGGGAUCAAUAAGACAGCAAUGUUGGAGCAGGCAGAGAGAGACCUGAGUGCAGUCCGUACCAACCAAGUGACGCGUCUUGCCAAAGAGCUGCAGGGAAAUGACUACUGGAAGUUUAGAAGAGCAUAUUCACCAGGGUUGCAGGAGUUCGUGGAAGCUGCUACCACCGUCGAAUUCGUGAAAAGUGGUCAGCUGCUGACUUUACAACAAUUGAACCAGAGCUUUGCCAACAUAAAGGAUGCUGCUAACAAGCCAUUUGAAGUGAGCAUCCCAGAUUACAUUCUUGGGGUGGGAGACUUGACUGGAGAGCUCAUGCGACUUGCCGUGAGUGGGAUUGCUGCUGGGGAACGACAAGCUGCCAUCUCAGUAUGCAAUUUGAUUCGUGGUUUAUAUGAAGGAUUCAGCAUGCUUCCUGCCCUCCAGGAUAAUAUUCGUGAUUGGAAAACAAAAUCAGAUGUAAUGCUGCAGAGUCUCAUCAAAGUUGAAACGGCUUGCUAUAAUGUACAUGUGAGAGGUUUGGAGUAUCCACCUGAAAUGCUUGCUAGCGAAUUUGAGUAUGGUGAAGAUGACUUAUGAUCUCAGAGUUCGACAUACAUUCCACUCGCAAGGAAAUCUGAAGAACAAUCUCAGGAAAUCUAUGCUACAUACUUGGAAGGAUGGUCGGAAGGCAUAUCGCAGUUGUGGUGCCUUGUGAUGACUAUUAAGUGCUUUGAUGCAAUCUUGCUACAGUGUGUGUUGUUAUAAUUAAGAAUUGAAUUUUCAAGAGAUAAAUUGUGAGAAAUUUUGUC